Gracilinanus agilis (Agile Gracile Mouse Opossum) is the source of this 969-nucleotide messenger RNA. Its product is annotated as olfactory receptor 4K3-like. The coding region runs from base 1 to 969 and encodes 322 amino acids. The transcript has a single exon. Gene Ontology annotation, cellular component: membrane. The record is from RefSeq and is a predicted model, not a curated record. Gene Ontology annotation, molecular function: olfactory receptor activity; G protein-coupled receptor activity. NCBI's taxonomy places the organism in Eukaryota, Metazoa, Chordata, Mammalia, Didelphimorphia, Didelphidae. Gene Ontology annotation, biological process: G protein-coupled receptor signaling pathway.
AUGGACAAAUCAAAUUAUUCAGGAGUAGCUGAGUUUAUAUUGUUGGGGUUUUCUGGGUCCUCAGAGCUCCAAAUUUUCUACUUUCUGUUUUUUACCUUGUUCUAUGUGGCUAUUUUACUGGGUAAUUUCUUCAUUGUUCUCACAGUGAUCUCUGAACCUGUCCUGCACACUCCCAUGUACUUCCUGCUAAGUAACCUGUCCUUUAUUGAUGUAUGCCUAUCUACUUUUGCCACACCCAAAAUGAUUACAGACUUCCUUUUGGAACACAAGAGCAUCUCCUUCAAUGGUUGCAUGACACAGAUAUUCUUUCUCCAUGUCUUUGCUGGUGGUGAAAUGGUGCUUCUUGUGGCCAUGUCAUAUGACAGAUAUGUGGCUAUUUGCAAACCUCUACAUUAUGCAACCAUUAUGAGUUUGCAGAAAUGUGCAGGAUUAGUUGUGGCUUCAUGGGUCAUUGGACUCCUGCAUUCCUUGAGCCAGUUGGCCUUCACUGUGAACCUGCCCUUCUGUGGUCCCAAUGAAGUAGACAGUUUUUUCUGUGAUCUUCCCCUGGUCAUCAAACUUGCCUGUGUGGAUACAUAUAUCCUAGAGAUAAUGAUGCUCUCUGACAGUGGACUGAUGGCCGUGAUCUCCUUUAUACUGCUGCUAAUUUCCUAUACAGUCAUCUUGGUCACUGUGAAGUAUCACUCUUCAGCUAGCAUGGCUAAGGCACAGGCCACUUUAACAGCUCAUAUCACUGUUGUAACAUUGUUCUUUGGACCCUGCAUCUUUAUCUAUGCUUGGCCAUUCAGCAAUUUUCCCAUGGAUAAAGUCCUUUCUGUAUUUUACACUGUCUUUACCCCACUCUUAAACCCCAUUAUCUAUACCUUGAGAAACAAAGAGAUGAAAUCAGCAAUGCAGAAACUGAGAGGUCAGCUCCUGAAUUCCAGACAGCUUUCACAGUUCCUGGCAAUGAGGGCCCCUCAUAACUAG